AUGCCCCUCAAACUACACAACUUUGGCGAACCGCCGAGUAUCCCCAAGCAGUCCUUCUUCUGCCAGAAACUCGAGACCUACUUUCGCGCUGCUGGGUAUAGGGAGUACGUGACUGUCGCCUCGCUGCCCAGCGGGGGGCCUAAGGGGAAGCUGCCGUUCGUGACGCUCGAGGGAGGGGAGAAGUUGGCGGAUAGUCAUUGGGCUGUUAGGGAGCUUGUGAGGAGGGGAAUGGUGAGGGAUCUUGAUGCGGGGUUGAGUGAGGAACAGAAGAUGGAUACGAGGGUUUGGCAGAGCUACAUCGAAGACACCGUCUUUCCCGCUAACGUCGUCACUCGCUAUGGGGACGACACGAACUGGGCAACGUUCGUCUCCGAAGCACUUGGGAAAAUCCCCUUUCUCGCCCGGGCCCCGUUAGCGUAUGUCAUCCGGCGGGGAGCGCUCGGCCAGCUCUGGGCGCGUGGGACGGGUCGGUAUACCAAGCCUCAGAUCCGGGAGCUGCUAGACGACGCAAUCCGGAAUAUCGAGCUCAAGGUUGGGCAACACUCGGGCGAGGGCGCGUGGUUCGUCUUCUCCGGCGAGGGACCGACGAGUAUCGACGUGGUGCUGUAUUCGUGGCUUGUGUGCGUGCUGUGUACGGGGUGUAACCCUGUGCAGAGGGAGGGGGUAGUCAGGAGUGAGAGGCUUAGAAGGUGGGUGUUCGAGCUAACUAAGCUGUGGUUCCCGGAGUAUGAGGGCAUCCUGGCGGUCACAGGGGAUCGCUAGGAGGAUCUGGUGAUUAGCAUCGUCAGUGUUGUAUCAGCAGGCAUUCUCUGACAGUCUGGAACAC
Molecule: messenger RNA, 826 nt
Organism: Dacryopinax primogenitus
Lineage: Eukaryota; Fungi; Basidiomycota; Dacrymycetes; Dacrymycetales; Dacrymycetaceae
Exons: 2
Coding region: 1-762 (253 amino acids)
Source: RefSeq, a predicted model, not a curated record